This is a messenger RNA of Anoplopoma fimbria (sablefish), 1052 nucleotides long. It is a transcript of the gene denr, whose product is annotated as density-regulated protein. The transcript is spliced from 8 exons. Gene Ontology annotation, biological process: translation reinitiation; formation of translation preinitiation complex. Bases 166 to 765 code for a protein of 199 amino acids. The record is from RefSeq and is a predicted model, not a curated record. NCBI's taxonomy places the organism in Eukaryota, Metazoa, Chordata, Actinopteri, Perciformes, Anoplopomatidae. Gene Ontology annotation, molecular function: mRNA binding; translation initiation factor activity.
CUCGGCGACUAAAACAAGAAGCGCCACUAGGCGUGCUCAAAGUACGCCAACUAAAACCUCACUAAGAAUGGUUUUCUAAAAAGUCAAACUAACGUUAAUAAUAAUGCGAGCGGGUUCACCGACGAGACAUCAACUUUAAGAACAUAUUUCUGAGGAUCAUUUGUGAUGGCUACUACUGAGAUGGAAUCUGGUUCUUUGGAAAGCAGACCAGAAAAUGUGACAUAUUGCUCUGACUCAAAGUACCCACUGAAAGUACUUUACUGUGGAGUGUGCUCUCUGCCUACGGAGUACUGUGAGUACAUGCCCGAGCCAGCCAAAUGUAGGCAUUGGCUUGAGAAGAACUUUCCAGAUGUGUUUGCCAGGAUGACUGUAGGCCCUGGAGGGAGUGUGCCCAAGCAGGAACUCGGCAUCGGAGAAUCUCCCCCUGGAGGAGAGGAGGAGGAGAAGAAGAAACAGAAGAGAGGUGGGAGAGGACAGAUCAAACAGAAAAAGAAGACUGUUCCUCAGAAAGUCACGAUAGCAAAAAUCCCAAGAGCCAAGAAAAAAUACGUCACAAGGGUGUGUGGCCUGGCAACAUUUGACAUUGAACUUAAAGAGGCUCAGCGGUUCUUCGCCCAGAAAUUCUCCUGUGGUGCUUCAGUCACAGCAGAGGAUGAAAUAAUCAUUCAGGGAGAUUUUACAGACGACAUAAUCGACGUCAUUCAAGAGAAGUGGCCCGAGGUGGACGAUGAGAGCAUUGAUGAUCUGGGUGAAGUCAAGAAGUGAAGACCAAAUAUGCACUUUUACUGAAACGGAUGUGACCUGUAACGACGACGACAACCUGGCCAAAUGUACACAUUAAGUCAUUUUAUACCUAUUUUAUUUACUGUUCAUAAAAAGCUGUGGACUUGGCCACUCACUUGGCAUCUAUUUUUUUUUUUUUUUUUUUUUUUAGUUAUCAAUAGCUGCUUUCUCUCGUUUGCCAAAGGUGUGGUAUGACGUGAAUCGCUCCCAAAUGUUCUUCACUCAAGCAAAAACUGUAGGCUAAUAAAUUUCAGUCUCCUUCGCCUGUC